Molecule: messenger RNA, 922 nt
Organism: Diuraphis noxia (Russian wheat aphid)
Lineage: Eukaryota; Metazoa; Arthropoda; Insecta; Hemiptera; Aphididae
Gene: ND-B8
Product: NADH dehydrogenase (ubiquinone) B8 subunit
Cellular component (GO): respiratory chain complex I
Source: RefSeq, a predicted model, not a curated record
CCAUAUUAUUACGUUUUUUAAGUUUUAACUUUCAAGAAAGUAAUUACAAGUUGCUACUUGCUGUUGUCCUUUAUUUACGUAUUUAUUUACCCAAAUCUAAUCAUGUCCGCCGUUAAGUUUGGUAGCCACCUAAAAGAACUACGAUUGCAUUUAUGUCAGUCAUCUCCCUCAAGCAAAGGAGUUCGGCAGUUUAUAGAAAAAUACUACACUUCGUUGAAAAAAGCUAAUCCAAAGUUUCCAAUUUUAGUACGCGAAUGCAGUGGUAUUGAACCAAAAGUGUUUGCUCGAUUUGAAUUUGGACAAGAACGAAGUGAACAUCUAUCUGAUCAAUCGGCAGAGAAUGUACUCAAAAAAAUAGAAGGAUUAGUAAAACAAUAGAAUUGUGUUUCAAAAAGUGCAAAAAAUUACUUCUCAUAAAAAUAUUAACUAUCAACCAAUCGGUAUAGUAAAGGGCACUUAUUUACCAUUAGUGUCAUAAUUUGACUAUUAAUGUUUUGAAGUGGAAUGCUGGCAAGUGAAAUGUUAAUUAUCAACUGAGCCAAAAAUAUUAUAUAAAAUACUCAACAAUUAAAAAAUACACUUCAUCUAGAAAAAUAUGUAACAUAUUAUGUACAAUAUGGAUUCCAAUUAUAACUCUCUAACAUAAUUACAACAAAAAUAACAAUUGUACCAACUUUAUUUUUGAAAUCUAUUUGCUCUUUAUUUUUCAAUGAUCCUGAUAACAUCUAUAUUACAAAAAAGUAAAGUGCAACAUACCUAUUGUAAAGAAUCUGAAUAGAUUUUAGGUAUCUAAGCCUAUAUAAUAAUACAUUUUUAAGCAUCUAAAUAAUAUCUUGAAACAAAAAAAAGAAAAGAAAGAUAGAGAAACUUGAAUUGGAAUUUGUAAUACAUAUUAUGAUGCUAUAAUAAAUACUGAUUUUUU